This is a messenger RNA of Cinara cedri, 1592 nucleotides long. NCBI's taxonomy places the organism in Eukaryota, Metazoa, Arthropoda, Insecta, Hemiptera, Aphididae. The record is from the annotation of a GenBank genome assembly.
AUGUUUCUACUAGAUAUUCAAGCUCCUAGCUGUAACAACGAAUCCGACGAAGGAAGCUCGUCAAUUUGGCAUAAAAUUCGUGGUUACAGGAACGUGGUACAUAGACCACGUGAGUUGUCUAAACAGGUAAUCAUGGCCUUGAGUCAGAGAAAGAUCUAUGACCUUAAAGCGGUGGGCAAACAGACAAACAAAAGUGAAGACGAGAAUGAGAUCGAUAUGCGGCUUUGGAAGUUGAUAAACGAUACGUCCGUUGACUUGGACUCGUUCUACCCUCUGGUCAAAUCGAUGGAUUUGAUAAUAGACAGUUUUUGUGAUCGUGUUGAAAAUAUUGUUCUGAAGUAUCAGGUCGGUGUGAUUCUUGUUCCAUAAUAAAUAUUUAUUACACAAUAGGCGUAUCUAUACGUUAUCACGUCCAUUACGCAUACUGAUUUUUUAUCACUACAGCGAUUAUUAUUUAUAAAUAAGAAUUUUUCGAGUUAAUUUUAUUUCGCUUUUUUAUUCAGUCACUACAGAAUUGUAUGAUCUCUUAUUCAAAAUAUUUUCAAGCAACAGCCAACGUUUUCAAACUAAGAUUCAGAAGGUAGAUAUUUGUCUAAAUAUAUACCGUCUAGGUGUUAUCUAUUGAGUUUUAUGAACUAUUAUAAGUAGAGCACAGAUAAUACAUGCACGAGGAAGUAAUAAAUGUGUCAUAUAAUCUUCAUUGAAAAUUAUAAAAAAACUUAAAAAGUCAAGUAAAUUACUCGAGCAAUAGCUGACAAUUUUGUUCGGUGUGGCGCAUAAUUUUUAUUGAAACAUGCAAGUAGUACACUUUAAUAUACAAAAAUAAGCAAAAUACAAUUUUUGUUAUGACUUUUUUUUAAAAAUGAUUCGUUUAGACUAUUAACAAACUUCUAAAAAGAAAAAAACAUGCAGUAACAUGCAAGUCUGUACUCUAUUUUAUAAAAGUUGCAAAUUUAGACCAAAGAAAAGAAGAAAAAAAUAAUUGAUUUCAUAUCUGUAUUGUUAGACAAUAUUUAAAUUCAUCAAUAUUACAANUUUUUGUUAUGACUUUUUUUUAAAAAUGAUUCGUUUAGACUAUUAACAAACUUCUAAAAAGAAAAAAACAUGCAGUAAAAUGCAUGUCUGUACUCUAUUUUAUAAAAGUUUCAAAUGUAGACCAAAGAAAAGAAGAAAAAAAUAAUUGAUUUCAUAUCUGUAUUGUUAGACAAUAUUCAAAUUCAUCAAUAUUACAUAAUAUUAUUUUACUAAAAAUCGCUGGUUUAUGAUAAAAUAAUCAGCCCGUAGUUACCUAUGUGUAAUCUAUUGAAUUUAACUAUUGCACAAAGGCGACUCUGUGUGAGUUGAAAAAAGAACUGAAUUGGAUAACGAAAGAAAUGAACAAAAUCGACGAAGAAUUGUGCGAAAUGAAGUGCGUUCGUCCCGAUAAAGCCAAAAAGGGUCCAGUGAUCCAGUCCGAUUUGUGCCGUAGUCUUAGUAAACAGAUUCCCGAUAUGUCCAUACAAUGUCCAACUGUAGCGGACUUCACUAAAACAAACGAGGACAGUUAUUUCGCAUCCGUAUUUGAACAACUAGUUUAUAGGACAAACAUCUAG